Zingiber officinale is the source of this 996-nucleotide messenger RNA. RefSeq lists its product as uncharacterized. NCBI's taxonomy places the organism in Eukaryota, Viridiplantae, Streptophyta, Magnoliopsida, Zingiberales, Zingiberaceae. The record is from RefSeq and is a predicted model, not a curated record. The coding region runs from base 108 to 737 and encodes 209 amino acids. The transcript is spliced from 2 exons.
UGCAUCAGUUCAUUGACACGCUUCGGCCUUCCCACAUCGCUCCGUUUUUUUUGACCGGAAAGAAAACGUGAGAAGGGUAGGCGGAGAGAGAGAGAGGGAUCUCCCCGAUGGCUCAGCGACAGGGAGAAUUGGAGAGGGCGGCGGCGCAGUCGGAGGUGGUAGGAGGGAAGAAGCACGGUUACGCGGUGGAGUUAUACUUCGACCCGGCGCUGGAGAACCAGGUGCUCAAGGCGUGGAACGUGCUCGGCCGCCGGCAAAUCAGCACGCAGCUCAUCGAGAUGUCCGCCCGCCCCCACAUCACUCUCCUGUCCGCCCCAUGCCUCGACCCUCACCGCCUUCACGUCGCCCUCAAAGGCCUCGCCGCGCGGCUCGACCCGCUUCCGCUCUCCCUAUCCUCCGUCGGCGCCUUUCUUUCACCCGACACUAAUAAAGAAGGUGACGUGCUCUUCCUCGCUCCUACCCCAGCCGCUUCCCUCCUCCACCUUCACACCCAGGUUUGCGACGCGCUCCGAAAGGAAGGAGGGGUCGAGCCGCCCGAUGAGUUCCGUCCCGAUUCCUGGGUGCCACAUUGCUCCGUCGCUCAGGAUGUGCCCCGGAAUCGCAUCGCGGACGCUUUCUGCAUCCUUCGGGACCUCAAGCUGCCUGUCUCUGGGUACGCCAUGGACAUCGGCCUCGUUGAGUUCUCCCCUGUGCGGGAGAUUUUCUCCUUCUCUCUAGGGUGUAAUUCCGAAGGUUGAGGUUAUUAUGGCUUUGUUUGUUGAACUUCAACCUGCUGCACUAUCACCUUCAACAGUUUGUCUUUCAAUCAUCAAGGGCAUGCUGCAUCUUCCUGUCUAGGCUACAAACACCAUAGGCGACUGAUUUUUGUGAUGUUAAUCUUGUAAUUGAAUGUUUUACUAAAUAUCCUUACCACAAUGAAGUUAUUAAUAGUGUUACAUUCAGUUGAGACGGCUUUAAGUUUGUGUUCUCUGCAUUUACAUGGUUCAGGAUUUAAAA